ACUGAGGGCAGGAAAACAUUGACUGUACUCCAGCCAAAAGGGUUUUGUUUGGGUCUGGUUUGGACCGAGUCUGUAGAGGAGACCGGGCUGAAAUGACACUGUUCUCGCUCUAAACACGACCUAACAGUUGGACAUAUAAGGAAAUCUCCUAGUUGCCUCAGUUCCUGUUGUCAGCACCACCAUGUCGUGCCGGGACAUCCACGCCACCAACGCUUUUGCCUUCAUCGUUGCCUUUGUGUCUUUGGGAGGGAUUGCUGUGGCAGCAAUAAUCCCUCAGUGGCGUAUAACGAGACUCGUCACUUUCAAUCGUAAUGCCAAGAAUAUCAGCGUGUAUGAUGGGCUGUGGGCUAAAUGUGUAAAACAGGACGGCUAUUCAGGAUGUUACUACUAUGAUUCAGAGUGGUACUCUAAAGUGGACCAGCUGGAUCUGCGGCUUCUGCAGUUCUGCCUGCCCACAGGCCUGCUGUUCGGCUCUCUAGCCUUGCUGCUGUGCAUGGCAGGAAUGUGUAAGACCUGCUGCUGCUCAGACAAGCCUGAACCGGACAUUAAGACCAUCAGAUUUCUGGUCAACAAUGCAGGCUGUCACCUGGUGGCAGCGGUGUUCUUGUUCCUAGGCGGAGCUAUCGCCAUCGCACCCUCAGUGUGGUUCCUGUUCCGCACCAAGGAAAUGAACAUCAGAUAUGACAAAAUUUUCUCCGAUGGCUUUGCUGUGUAUGUAUCUAUAGGCUGCUCGGGAGGACUUAUGCUGGCCGCCCUGCUGAUGUUCAUGUGGUACUGUAUGUGUAAGAAGUUGCCUUCGCCCUUCUGGUUGCCCCUGCCCUCCAUGCCUACCUCUCUCUCCUCCCAGCCUCUCACUGCCAACGGAUAUCCUCCUUCCCCAGUUUAUGGUCCUCAGCCCUUCCCACCACAGACCUACCCUCCCACAGUGAUCGACGCCCAGCCGUAUGUGACCUCCCAGGGCUACGCGCAAAGUUUGGUUGCCCCUGCACCAGCACAGGUGUACAUGUCUCAGAUUUCUGCUCCAGAUGGGUAUGGUUCAGAGGUGGGAGGGAACCAGGCCUACAGCUACGCUCCCUCACAGAGUUAUGCUCCCUCACAGAGUUAUGCUCCUUCGCAGAGCUACGCUCCAUCUCAGGGCUACGCAUCCACCUACGCGGGCCACCGCUACUCCUCCCGCUCACGGAUGUCUGCCAUAGAGAUCGACAUUCCCGUGCUGACACAGGGACAGUAAGAUAAAAAGCUGCUGAUAACGUCAACACAUUCAAGGCGUCUGUCCAUAAAUGUCCAUGAAGUUCACCACUGAUGAAACUAAUAGAGUAUAAUUGAUGUAAGUUAAUAAUGUGAGAGCUAUUUAUAGCCCCUAGAGUGAUUCAGUCAGUAAGUAUAGGUCUGUAAAUUGCUGAUUAUAGAUGAAAGAAGAAGCCCAGACAAAAGAACCCUGGGUUUAUGAAGGAUGUUAUUUUUUUUGAGCACACAUUGAGCACUAUUAUCACUGGUGCAAAUAACACUGUAUUUAGCUUAGUAUUGUAGAAAGGGAAGAAAAUAUUUCCUGCCAUACCUGAAAGAUAUCUCAACCAACUAGCCUUUUUUAACUUUUUUACCAGCAGAGAAGGAUCACAAACAAUAGCUCCUAACUUGGUAAAGUUGCCAAAGGACCAAUGUACUAGUUACAAGGAAGUUGUUACUAGCAUUUUGUAUGUGGUUGAAUAUAAAGUCCCACUCUGGAUUUUAGAUUAAAGAAGCCCUGAUGAUGGCUGCCAAAAAGCUAGUUAAAGCUAGUCAGUUAUUAUUCUGUUACAUUUGUUUAUGUUGGACACAUAUUCAUACUCAAAUUACUUGUCACUUCUGUCUGUUUAAAGCUUUCACUAUUGAAGUCUAAUGUUAUAACUACUGUGCAUUACUUUAAAUUCUAUUGUUCUAAAUGGACAAAUACUAACUGACUCACCUGUUGAUAUCUUUUGUGUUUAUGUAACAUGAAUUGUUAAUGUCACAUUGCCCCUGUGAGGAGUAGCUGUUGAAGUUUUUAAUGCACUAAUUGUGUGAAUACUGUGCCAGUUUACAUUGCCUUUGUUCACUGACUUUGUUUUAGCCUCAAGUAUUUUCUAACAUAUUACUUAAUCAUUUAUGCAACAUACUUUUCCGAAGGGUUAAUGUCUAAAAAAUAGUAGUAUGAAAUUUGCAGAUUUUGAUCACUGUGUGUAAUUACAUUUAAAUUAUGAACAGUAAUGUAAAAAAAAAAAAAAAGAAAACACUAACAGGAAUGAGAGUGCUGUUCAUCUGCAUUCAACAUGUCCACUGGAAGUGUAAUAUUGUUCUGUGGUUGUAGCCGUUUUUUUACCUUACAGUUUAAGACUUGCCUUUUGCAUAAUGAGCACUGAUCAACAAUUCUUCAAAGUCUAAUGCGUUCAUCAUACUCAACAAUGUUGAAGUCACAUGUUUUUCUACACUGUCAUCUUUUUUGUUUAUAUUAAAACAUAA
This is a messenger RNA of Anoplopoma fimbria (sablefish), 2478 nucleotides long. It is a transcript of the gene cldn12, whose product is annotated as claudin 12. Lineage: Eukaryota; Metazoa; Chordata; Actinopteri; Perciformes; Anoplopomatidae. The record is from RefSeq and is a predicted model, not a curated record. Gene Ontology annotation, cellular component: plasma membrane. Bases 182 to 1231 code for a protein of 349 amino acids. The transcript has 3 exons.